This is a messenger RNA of Aspergillus nidulans FGSC A4, 1106 nucleotides long. RefSeq names its product DSC4 family protein. The record is from RefSeq and is a predicted model, not a curated record. The transcript has 2 exons. Gene Ontology annotation, biological process: SREBP signaling pathway. The coding region runs from base 1 to 1035 and encodes 344 amino acids. Gene Ontology annotation, cellular component: Dsc E3 ubiquitin ligase complex. Lineage: Eukaryota; Fungi; Ascomycota; Eurotiomycetes; Eurotiales; Aspergillaceae.
AUGACAACACCAGAUGUCUUUCGAGAUGCGGAAUACAUCGCUGACGUGUCCGGCAUCCAAUAUGGCAGCAUCACGGAGGCAUCGCCGACGCUCCAGGACGACAGCCUGAGAAAGAAGCUCCAAACUGCCGCGAAACUCGCCUUCAUCGAUCGUCUACUCCGCGAUCUCGACAUCCUUAUAUACUGCGAGUUAUCGGCACUUUAUUACCUAGAUUGCUCGAUAGUACUCUUUGCCAUCCGUGCCAUUUCCCAACUGAUCUUCUUCACUCCCAAAGCACCCCCGUUCGACCCCACGCGAAACCAACCUUUUGUCGGAGCCAUCAUUGCGAGCAAUGUCUUCUGCAUGAUUUUUCACAAGUUUUUUAGUCAGUCAGAGGCCGGAGAAGCAACUAGAGAUUAUUUACAUGGCGGGAUUCUCAUUGAUUUUAUUGGACAAAAGGCCCCUGUGCCGCUCUUCCGCCUUCUAUGUCUUGACUUGCUCAUUAUGGUCCUCAACAUUGUUAUGCUGGGUCUCAUAAUUGAGCGGGUAAAGUUAGCGGAAUUGAGGACUACCACCGCCGCUGUCUCUGCUACUGCUGCCGCGGACACAACCGCUCAAGCUGAUUCUGCCCAAGCACAGGACCACGACCAUGAGGAACGAGGUGUUCUUAGCCACGAGACUGAAGCCAGAGGAGAGUCAACCAAUGCUGAAAACGAGCGUAUAGAGCAAAGUUCCCAUACUGCUCUAUCAUCCACUCACUCCCCUCCUCCAAGUGAAGAAGAGCUCGAACGCACCCGAUUACUAGCCGACCCGUCCGAGAAUGGGGGAAGUCACACCAAUCAUCAACAUGCCCUAGACGCUUACUCCUCCGGCGGUGCCGUUAUAGUGCGCUUGGGGUUGUGGAAUGUUAUUCGGGAUCAAUGGCGAUACAGCCCCUCUGCGGUACGACGGUCAGCCACUUAUGCGCCAUCUCAUCAAACGGCUGCGUUCUUGCGCGAGCGGUUCGGACUUCAGGUUGGGGCUGAUGGGCGGUUGGAGAGAAUCACGACAACAUGACCAUAUGGGCUAUUGUAUUCUAGGUAGGAAGUAACGGUGUGAAUAUAUUGUCCCUCAACCUAUAUUAUUGA